Rhododendron vialii is the source of this 1638-nucleotide messenger RNA. RefSeq names its product anthocyanidin 3-O-glucosyltransferase 2-like. NCBI's taxonomy places the organism in Eukaryota, Viridiplantae, Streptophyta, Magnoliopsida, Ericales, Ericaceae. The transcript has 4 exons. The coding region runs from base 35 to 1522 and encodes 495 amino acids. Gene Ontology annotation, molecular function: UDP-glycosyltransferase activity. The record is from RefSeq and is a predicted model, not a curated record.
GGCCUAGCUGGUUGUACUAUAAAUAAACCGAGAAAUGAAGGCGGCGGCGGAACUGGUGUUUAUCCCUCUCCCGGGGAUUGGCCACCUGGUGCCAACGGUGGAGAUGGCCAAGCAACUCGUCGGCCGAGACCACCAUCUUUCAAUCACAGUCCUCAUAAUGAAAAUCCCAUUAGAUAAAUCCAAGGUCAGCUCCUCCACCCAAUCGCUUCUACUCACGGCGGCCGAGGAUCGGUUAAAGUUCGUCUACCUCCCUCAAGAAGAGGCCGCAGAGAGUGAGAGAGAGGAAGGUGGAAAAAUAACUGGAAAGUGGAAAGGGCAACAUUUCCGCCCCCGCGUGAGAGAUCACGUGAAAAAGAUGAUGAUCUUGACCGAGUUGACCGACUCGAGUCGACUCGCCGGGUUCGUCGUCGACAUGUUCUGCACCCCGAUGAUGGAGUUGGCGUCCGAGUUCGGGCUCUCCUCCUACGCUUUCGUCACCUCCGGCUGUGCUUUUCUCGGCCUCAUGUUCCACCUCGAAACCCUAAACCGUGACCACAACCAGGAUGUUACUGAGUUGAAGGACUCGGACGCUGAGUGGGACGUUCCGGUUUUUGUGAACCCAGUUCCAGCUAAGGUGUUGCCUUCUAUGGUCCUGCCCGAGGAAGAAGGUUCCACACAAAACUUGGAAAUUUCCAAGAGGUUGAGAGAAACAAAGGGCAUUAUGGUCAAUACAUUUGAAAAGCUGGAAUCCUAUGCGGUCAAGUGCCUCGCCGAGGACGAUAAGGUCCCGCCAAUCUACCCUGUGGGACCCAUGCUCCACCUCGUGAAGGACGAAAACAAGGAGGAGGAGGAGGAGGAGAUGAUCCAGAUCAUGAGGUGGUUGGAUGAUCAGCCUCUGUCAUCGGUGGUGUUCUUGUGCUUCGGGAGCUUAGGAACCUUCGAAGGGGACCAGGUGAGGGAGAUAGCACAGGCCUUGGAGCAAAGCGGGCACCGGUUCUUGUGGUCCCUCCGACAACCUCCGCCUAAAGGAAAAUUUGCAAUCCCAGGUGAGUAUCAAGACUUAAGCCAAGUGCUACCAGUAGGGUUUCUGGAACGUACAACGGAGAUUGGGAAAGUGAUCGGGUGGGCCCCACAGGUCGCGGUGCUAUCCCACAAGUCAGUGGGUUGUUUCGUGUCACACUGCGGGUGGAACUCGACUUUGGAGAGCUUGUGGUGCAGAGUGUUGAUGGCCACGUGGCCAAUAUAUGCCGAACAACAAAUGAAUGCUUUUCAAUUGAUGAGAGAAUCGGGGUUGGCCGUUGAGAUAAAGUUGGACUACAGGAAGGAUGUUGAGACUGCUAAGGUUAAUUUAGUGACGGCGAAUGAGAUAGAGAAUGGGAUAAGAAAAUUGAUGAAGAAUGAGGACAAAAGCCGUGAAGGAAUCAAGCAGAAGGUGAAGGAAAUGAGCGAAAAGAGCAAGACAGUCGUUGAGGAAGGAGGGUCGUCAUAUAAUUACAUUGGAUACUUUAUCGAGGUUGUCAUGACUAACGUACACUCACCAUAGUUAACUGGUGAAUUGUUUGUAAUCCUAAACUGUAAGGAUCUACUAGGGACUUGCUAUUGAUCUCAUUUGAAUUUCUCCCUUUUUUUCUCAAUUUAAUUCACACAUUCUGAUUCUCA